Dermacentor silvarum is the source of this 2583-nucleotide messenger RNA. RefSeq names its product oxysterol-binding protein-related protein 9. Gene Ontology annotation, molecular function: sterol binding. The coding region runs from base 46 to 2247 and encodes 733 amino acids. The record is from RefSeq and is a predicted model, not a curated record. NCBI's taxonomy places the organism in Eukaryota, Metazoa, Arthropoda, Arachnida, Ixodida, Ixodidae. Gene Ontology annotation, cellular component: intracellular membrane-bounded organelle; membrane; cytosol. The transcript is spliced from 19 exons.
ACGAACGAAGGCGUUGAUCCUUUUUUGUCAGCUGUCGUGGGCGUGAUGGUGCUUCUGUGCGGCAUAUCGGACGAACCGCCUCGCAACCAUGGGUGCCAUGGUCGGCAGGUGAACAUGGCUGCAUCAAGUGUCGAAGGACCUCUGAGCAAAUGGACAAACGUCAUGAAAGGCUGGCAGUACCGCUGGUUUGUGCUAGACGACAACGCGGGACUGUUGUCCUACUACACCUCUAAAGAAAACAUGGCCCGGGGAGCCCGGCGUGGCUGCGUGCGACUGCAGGGGGCAGUCAUAGGAAUCGACGAUGAAGACGACAGCACCUUCACGAUUCGCGUGGACCGCAAGAUCUUUCACUUCCAAGCGCGCGACGCAGAGGAGCGAGAGCGAUGGGUGCGUGCGCUGGAGGAUACGAUCCUGAGGCAUACGUUACAGCGGCAACCGAACACACGUCUGUGGGAUCAGACGGGCAUUGUGGCACCGACGCAGCACAACUUUGACACCAAGCUCACCGAAGCAGACUCUUACCUGCAGCUUCUCAUCGAGCAAAUCAGGGACUUGGAGUACAGCAUCGACAAGGUCGCUGAUCCGCGCGAGAAGCAGCAGCUGUCCGGCAUCGGGAGCAAUGCCAACGCACUGUUGGAAACUGUCAAGCACACUAUUGUGCUGUUGCAGAUUGCCAAAAACACUGCUCAACCUGUGAAUGGGGUCUACCCUCAGCGUAGGGGAACUGAAGAUCGACCUGCCCCGUUAAGAACUCGAGAUGAGGCUGCCGCCACAGCGGGCAUUCAAGCCCAUGAAGCCCCCCGGGCCCUGAGCACCGCAGACCACGAGAGUGCUCCCCCAGACUCCAAAGUGCCACCUGUGUCUUACUCGAGCGACGACGAGGACGAGGAAUUCUUCUUUGACACUCAGGAGGAGACAGAACACGGGCCGCCAGUACCUCACCCUAUGCCUCAGCCACUUGCUGAUGCUCGCUCCACUGAGCCCACAAGUGACAAGUCCAGCACUGACGUUAUGAGCCUAGCUUCUAGUUCACAAGCAGCCGCAUCUGUCUACUCAGUCUACGAUGCUGCCUAUGAAGAUGAUGCUGAAGAUGAAUUGGGCUCCCUGGAGGGCCAGAAAAGUGUCUUCUCGCACUUGCUGUCCCAAGUGCGCAUUGGCAUGGACCUCACAAAAGUCACACUGCCAACAUUCAUCUUGGAGCGGCGGUCACUAUUAGAAAUGUAUGCCGACUUCUUUGCCCAUCCAGACAUCUUUGUCAGCAUAGUGGACCGUGAUGACCCCAAGGAGCGGAUGGUCGAGGUGGUGCGAUGGUACCUGUCUGCCUUUCAUGCCGGCCGCAAGAGCUCCGUCGCCAAGAAGCCAUACAACCCAAUCCUAGGGGAGGUCUUUCGCUGCUACUGGAGGAUGGGGGACAAACCUGGGAGUCUUGUCAAAGAUGGUCCUGUGCCUUGGGCCACCACUAAUGAUUUAACCUUCAUCGCCGAACAAGUCUCUCAUCACCCGCCAGUGUCUGCCUUCUACGCUGAGCAUGCAGCCAAGGGUAUAGCAUGUUGUGCCCACAUCUGGACCAAGUCCAAGUACCUGGGCAUGAGCAUUGGUGUGCACAACGUGGGCCAGGGCUGUAUCAUGUUCCUACGGCACGACGAAGAGUACGUGGUGAGCUUCCCCAGCGGAUACGGUCGCUCCAUCUUCACCGUGCCCUGGAUCGAGCUGGGUGGCACGGUUGAGAUCACUUGCCAGAAGACGGGCUACAACGCUGUCAUUCAUUUUCACACCAAGCCCAUGAUUGGUGGCAAGAAGCAUCAGCUGACAGCUGAGGUGUUCCCUCCCAAUGAGCGGAGGCCAUUCAUGACAGUUACCGGUGAAUGGAACGGCGUCAUGACGGCCAAAUACCCAAAUGGCGAUCAAGAUGUGUUUGUGGAUACAACCGCCUUGGGAACCACAAAGAAAAUAGUGCAACCAAUUCAGCAGCAAGAGUCCUACGAGUCGCGCAGGUAUUCCACAUGGAAGGAGAGCACUGGGCUUACGACCACUCACUCCAGAAGCGAAUGGGAAAGAAGAACUGAAGACUACCAUUGUCUCUGCCGUCCGUGCAUCACCAUGGCAUGCCACCUCAUCGAGAUGCCACAGUUGGCGAGAGCCAGGCAGACUACUACUCCCAACUACCAUUCAGCUGGCAUGGUCCUUGCUGCCGCCAGCCUUUCACUAUGCAUUCCAACCGGAGUGCCUCUCGCUCGGGACUUGUGAGGUGCAAACACUUAGCCGCCCGCCCAGGCCAUAAGUUUUCUUCCCCAGCUUGGCACCCACCGCAUGGAUGACCCUGGGGCCCGGGCACCGACCUGCCUGGCCCCUAUGGUUGCAAAAAGAUGUGGACCUGCCACAUUUGACUCGAAAUGUACUCUACUAGUCGCGGGCCUGCAAUGGAGGGCCAUGAUGUGCUACCGACAUAUAUGCAGUGCUCACCGAAGCUGGAACAGUGAUUAGGGACUCAACGGGUGAGGAGGGGCAAUCAAAACCCUCCAUUUCGAGCAAUAAAAGCGUGGCCUUCUUCUUAAGGCCACGCCCUCUGAUCAUCUCAUAAAA